This is a messenger RNA of Naegleria gruberi, 1467 nucleotides long. RefSeq lists its product as uncharacterized. The record is from RefSeq and is a predicted model, not a curated record. Gene Ontology annotation, cellular component: endoplasmic reticulum. Bases 1 to 1467 code for a protein of 488 amino acids. Gene Ontology annotation, molecular function: L-ascorbic acid binding; procollagen-proline 4-dioxygenase activity; iron ion binding. The transcript has 2 exons. Lineage: Eukaryota; Heterolobosea; Eutetramitea; Acrasida; Naegleriidae. Gene Ontology annotation, biological process: peptidyl-proline hydroxylation to 4-hydroxy-L-proline.
AUGUACAACAAGGUUAUGGAACUUACUCAAGACAAGCCUAUUGUUGGUGCAAUGGGGCAAACUGAUGAUGAUGCAAUUAUGGAUGAUGAAAGGGAUAGUUGUACAUUAUUGAAUCAAUUAAUUCAUGAGGAAAUAUUAAAAGUUUUACAUCAGUUGGAGGAUUUGAAAAUUGUCAAUAGUGUAGAUCAGUUGGUCAAGUUGUGGAAUGAUCGGAUCAAGGCUUUGGAUUCAUUUCUGAGAAGAUUGUUCAAGGGAAGAAACUAUUUUAUGAAUAAGUUUCCAAUGGCUGUUGUAUUGGGUUCUCAAUUAUUUGAAGAUAUCUGUCGACAAAUGUUUAAUUCCAAUGAUGAGACAACAGUGCUGGAUUCAUCCUGUCCACACAAUAUGUGUUACCAGGAAAAUGUACCAAACAGUGUAACAUUAUCGAGUAUCAAUACUGACUCUCUGAAAGAAUUAUUUUCCAUCAUGGAAGAAUACUACAAGGAGAAAACAGCAAGAGAAGUUGUCAAAUAUUCACUCCAUCAAACACCAAUUCCAAGACACAAAUUUACCAGAACUAAAAAUUUGCUUCACAACAUUGAUGGUGAUUUGGGAAUUAAAUUUUCCAAUGUUGAUGGAAAUACAUUGAGCAGAGUAGAUAUUCCACUUCCAAAAGAGUGUUGCCAAUUUGGAGAUCCAGUUGCAUUCUACAUUGAUAAUGUCCUCACUGAGGAUGAAUGCAGUGCCAUAAUCGAAAAGACUGAAACGGUAGGAUACAGAACAUUAGAGCAUGAAUUUCUUUCCUAUGAAAGAGAUAACGAUAGAUCUCUAUUGAUAUUCCCUUAUUUUGCUGAUCUACUUUGGAAUAGAAUAAGACCAAUAUUUGAAAAAGAUGAAAAGUUAUGGAGCCAGCAACGACCAUUCGGUUGGCAUAACGAAGGGACAUGGAAUCCAUCCUCAAUCAAUAACUGUAUGAGAUGUUGUCGUUAUAAUGGUCCUUGUGUUGGUUUCGUUCCUCAUAGAGAUGGUAAUUUUGUUCAGAGUGUAGACGAACGUUCAAAGUUCACCAUUAUUCUUUAUCUAAAUGACAAUUUUGAUGAUGGCACUACAGACUUUCUCAGAGCUCACCAACCUGCUUCUAUGGGAGAAUUGGUACGAGAGGAGCUAGAAAGAGGUUUCUCUAAUGAAUUUUCUUUGAAACCUAAAAGAGGCAGAGUAUUAAUAUUCGAUCAUGCUCUAUUGCAUCAAGGAAGACCAAUCCCAAGUGGACACAAGUAUAUUAUAAGAACAGACAUUGUGCUCAAACGAGUGGACAAUCCUCAACCUGACAUGAGUUAUCUCCAAGAUCCAGAAUAUCACAAAAUGCUCUAUCUCUACAAGGCAGCAGCCAAUUAUGAAUGUCAUGGCUUUGUGGAAACUUCGAGCGAAUUAUACGAAAGAGCACUCUCCCUUCGAAUGCAUUACCCUCGAAGAAAAAAGCAAGAAUAA